GCUCUCCGUAUGGCAGCAAUAACAGCCCUCCUCUCAUAAGCACCCCCGCUCAAUGUUGAAACUAAGCAUAGGCAGCACUAUACUAUAUAUCGCACUUCUUUCCAGUAGUCACCUGCUUUUUACCCCAAGCCACCGCCCCUCAGUUAGCCACCAUACCAGUUGAGCCAGUCAUGAGUCCUGCCAAGGAGACGGACAGACAGGCAGGUGUGAACGCCGUGCCGUAGCCCGCGGUCUCAGGAACAACACCUGACGCGUGAACUCGCGUUAUUGGAACGAGCUGGAGAACGCCGGGGCCGACGUCUGCCAGGAGGGCCGGCCGGAUGACUCUCUUCCGGAAGCACGCAUGCUGAGGGUGGCCUGAGUGCGCGUGCUGCCAACCCCCACGCCCCCAAUGGGGAACACGGCCGGCAAGUUCCGCAAGGCGCUCAUCACCGGGGACGAGGCCCUGGCCUGCCAGAUAUAUGAGGGCCACCCCCAGUUCCGGGAGUCCCUGGAUCCCAACGCCUCCUACGGGGAUGCCUAUCAGCACAACACUGCGCUGCACUACGCCUCCAGGCACGCCAUGACUCAGCUGCUGAGGGCGUUCCUUUUCAACAAGGAGGGCAACCCCAACAAGCGCAACCUGCACAACGAGACGGCCCUGCAUUUGCUCUGCAUGGGGCCCCGCAUCCUGCUGCCGGAGGCGGCGCUGCUCCCGCGCCUGGCCCGGCCCCACGAGGACGAGCGGAGACGCCUCGAAUGCCUUCGCCUCGUCUUAGGCUGGACCGGCGCCAGGCUGGACCGCGGGGAGUACGAGCGGGCCGACGUCAACGGCGCCGACAACAAAAAGAACACGUGUCUGCACUACGCCGCUGCCUCAGGGAUGGUCACGUGUGUCGAGUUGCUGCUGAGGAGCGACGUGGACCUCUUUGCGGAGAACGAGAGCAAGGAGACGGCGUGCGACUGCGCCGAGCGGUGGCAGCACAGGGAUCUGGCCCUCCGCCUCGAGUCUCACAUGGUCUUCUCCCGAGGCCCCGAAGCCGAGGAUGUCCAAGUCCAGUGCGCCGCCCUGGACCAAAGAGUGCCGUAUGAGGGUCUGAGGCCGCAGGAUCUGCGUCGGCUGAAGGACAUGUUGAUUGUGGAGACAGCGGACAUGCUGCAGGCCCCCCUCUUCACUGCUGAGGCUUUGCUCCGGGCUCACGACUGGGACAGGGAGAAGUUACUUGAAGCCUGGAUGUCCAGUGCCGAAGACUGUUGCCAGCGGUCAGGGGUCCAGAUGCCCACUCCGCCCCCUACUGGCUACAAUGCCUGGGACACUCUGCCAUCUGCACGGACGCCCCGCACGACCAGGUCGUCUGUGACUUCGCCUGACGAGAUUAGCGUGGAUGAGGACAUGCCUUCAUGUGGCAUUUGCAUGUGCACCAUUUCAGUGUUUGAAGAACCAGUGGAUAUGGCCUGUGGACAUGAGUUCUGCAGAGCAUGCUGGGAAGGGUUCUUGAAUGUGAAGAUCCAGGAGGGGGAUGCACACAAUAUCUUCUGCCCAGCAUUUGACUGCUUCCAGCUGGUCCCUGUGGAGGUCAUCGAGAGCGUGGUUUCCCGGGAAAUGGACAAGCGCUAUCUUCAAUUUGACAUUAAGGCAUUUGUGGAAAACAACCCCUCUAUCCGCUGGUGCCCCAGGGCAGGGUGCGAGAGGGCGGUGCGACUGUCCCGGCAGGACCCAGGAAACAGCUCCUCGGAGCUGCUCAACCAGCCCUUGCUCCAGGCCCCUGCAGUGGAUUGUGGGAAAGGCCAUCUCUUCUGCUGGGAAUGUCUUGGAGAGGCCCACGAACCCUGUACCUGCCAAACGUGGAAGCAGUGGCUCCAGAAAGUGUCUGAGAUGCAUCCAGAGAAGUUGGCUGGUGUGAGCGCGGCUUACGAAGAUGCUGCCAACCUCCUGUGGCUGCGCACUAACUCCAAACCGUGUCCCAUCUGCAAGUCCCCCAUCCAGAAGAAUGAGGGUUGCAACCACAUGCAGUGUGCCAAGUGCAAGUACGACUUCUGCUGGAUCUGCCUCGAGGAGUGGAAGAAGCACAGCUCGUCCACGGGGGGCUACUACCGCUGCACGCGCUACGAGGUCAUCCAGCAGGUGGAGGAGCAGUCCAAGGAGCUGACGGCAGAGGCGGAACGCAAGCACAGGAGCUAUCAGGAACUUAACCGCUUUAUGCACUACUACACACGAUACAAGAACCACGAACACAGCUAUCAGCUGGAACGGCGUCUGCUGAAGACGGCCAAAGCAAAGAUGGAGCAGCUGAGCAGAGCCUUGGGUGGAUGGGAGGGCAGCCCCCCAGACACCACGUUCAUCGAAGAUGCCGUGCAGGAGCUGCUGAAGACACGUCGCAUCCUCAAGUGCUCUUACCCCUACGGCUUCUUUUUGGAGCCCAAAAGCACAAAGAAGGAAAUUUUUGAACUUAUGCAGACUGACCUGGAGAUGGUGACUGAGGACCUUGCCCAGAAAGUCAACCGGCCCUACCUCCGCACUCCCCGCCAUAAAAUCAUCCGCGCCGCCUGCCUGGUCCAACAGAAGAGACAGGAGUUCCUGGCAUCUGUGGCGCGGGGUGUGGCACCCAACGACUCUCCCGUGGCCCCCCGACAUAGCUCUGCUGGAGGAGUAUGGGACUCGGGCUUCACCUCCCAUGAGAGCUACGCUGACCUCCAGCGCAGGCGCAGGCAGAGGCAGCAUGGGGAGUCCUUCAUCCUACACAACAUCACCACUGGUUCUAAUGGGACCAGCACUUUGGAUCCUUGGGAGCGAGGCAGUGGCCGGAGACAUAGCCUCAGCAUACCUGCGUUCCAGGCCCUGAGCUCCUUGGAGGAGGACGACGCCCACAUGCUGCUGGCAAUCCAGAUGUCCCUGCAGGACUCCGGCCUUGCGGCAGCCGACGAGCCCCAUGAGCUCACUAGCAGCGAGGGCCCUCUGGGAGCUAUAGGCUCCUCAUCUCCUCCAAGACUAGACCCUGCGGCCCGCAACAUGGAAGCUACUUGGGCUGCGGGUUCCAGGGGCUUCUCUGAGCCCCUGAUGUGCAGCAGCCCCGUCAACAGUGAAGAUGCACCUGUAGAGCCACCAGGGGGCACCCUGUCCUCUGGAGAGGGUGACCACACCAAUCUCAGCUCUGCUACCAAUGCCUCCCUUCCAACUGGUGUCAUGACCCAUUCCAAUGAUGCUCAUUCAAGACUUGUCACAUCCAUCCCCUUCUCCUCUUCCUCAGCGGCUCCGUUGGGCCUGCAGGAGGCAGUCACUGCCGUCGAAGUGCCACAGCUGCUCCCGCUGCCCUCAGAGGAGUUACAGCAGCAACAAGCGGAAGGGUGCGUCCCCAGCCGAGACCUGGAGACAGUGCAGCUCACCCAUCUAGAAGCGGACUCUGAGAACGCCGAGGCCACGCAGCCCAUGCUGCCAGAUUGUAGGAGGACCCUCAGCGCUGCUGACAUCCCCAAAUGCGACUCGGAUUCUACCCCCCAUUCCAGCAGUGCCUCCUCUGACUGGGAAGAACAAGUGCACUUGGUCUGAAGGCUCUAAGUCCCCCUGAACCUCUGUACCUAAAAUCAGUGCAAAUGGCAAAAAAAGUGACAGCUAAAACUGCUACCUUUAGCCCAGCUGAGGUGUUUUUGUUGUAAUACUAAACAUUUUUUUUAAGGGAAAGGCAUUCUUUUGUAUUGCAACUACCCCCUCCCCCCAGUUCACAGUACUGUACACAACUGUCGUGCCAGGAGCUGAAUAGAGGAGUGAGAAUAGUGGCCAUAUUUUAAAAGUAUGCAAAUGAUGCCAUUUUUCUGAAAUCUCAAGUACGAAACAGCGAGCAAUAUGGGACUUCAUUCUUUGUGUGAAAACCUAGCUGUGGUGCUUUGAUCCUGCAGUCCAGCAGUGCCUUGCUGGGGUAAAGGAGUGUCCUCUCAGGGACUGUUUGUAGCCACGACACGUUCAGCUGUCCUUAAAUAGUGGAGGGAAAAAUGGCCAUAAGUAGGUAGUUGUUCACGACACAGGCCUGAAGGUCACUGGUUCAAGUCUCACAAAAGGCCUUGUUGCACCCUUAGUCUAAGGUAUUUAAAUACCCAGGUACCUGUAUAAUAAUAUAAUUAUAGCUGUGAACAGCAAAAUUAUCAGCUGGUUAGGGUAAAAGCAUCAGCUAAACAACAAAAAAAUAAAUAAAAUUUUAAAUGUUUGCAACAACUAGAGGUGGCUGGGAUGACCAAGUCGUAUAUCUGAACAAUAAAAAGAACUUGCAUACUAACUGAAUUCAUAUAAUUCUGUAUACUUUUUAGAACAAAUAUAUGAAGAUAUUGACAGAAAAACUGAAACUCUUAGUAAAUGCUUCACUUGGGGGAAAAAAAAAAAAAGAGUAAAAUCAGUUCAUCGGUGUGACCCUGAGACGGCCUUUGAGAUUGAGACAGACAGACAGACAGGCAGGCAGACAGAUACAGUCCAGUGCUCAGCUACGAGUUUGUUCAAAUUCCGAGGAAUUGGUGGACAUUAUUUUUAUUACCUCCACAUACAGUGCCUUCCAGAAAUAUUGGCAGCCUUGGUAAAGUGAGCAAAAAAAAGCUAUAAAAAUGGACAAAAUUAAUCAAGGUUCAGGUUUUUUGAGGACUGUUUUUUUUUCCCCCUUUGAAUAAUUCAACCUCAGUGAAAGGUCAAUUACUCUCGUAAUUUGAGUGAGAUAACAAACAGCGAAAACUGUUUUGCUCAUCUUUACCGAGGGUUCCAGUAAUUCUGGAGGGCGCUGUACGUUGUAUUAGACCACUCUGAAGACUAUUUUUUAUUUGUGUGUAAUCAAUCAGUGAAGGUCUGAAUCACGAUUUAUGAAGCCUUUAAUAAGAAACGUGUGUUGCGGUGUGUUGUGGUAGGAGUGCACCGCUGUGCACCCAGCCCGCAUGAAGUGCAAUCCUCUACUUUGUGUUUCUUGAAGCUUGACCACUGUAAAAUUCCACUGGUAAAGUGACACUGUAAUUGUGAGUUUACACCACAGAUACCCUGAAAUGCUUCUUUAUUAGCGUGCCUCUUAUUUAAACUUUCAUGAUUUUCAUAUUUACUAGUAUGAACUGUAUAGAUGAUUUAAAAAAAAAAAAAAAAGAAAAAUCUGCUGUCAUGGUAAAUCGGUUUCAUUACCAGAACUAACUGAAGUGUCCUAAUUACCUUUUGGAUUUUUUUAUACACUUUUUGUAGCAUCUCUUUACCACGUGAUUAUUUCUAGAUUAUACCUUGAAGGCUUCGUGAUGCAUUUAAUGUAGUGUAUUGAAAGAAGGCCGUGUGUCAUCUGUCAAAGGUCAUUGUCCGUGGAUUUGAAAUUCUGAUCGUGUCAAGUUUUUUUUUUUUUUUUUUUUAUGAAGGCACUUGAGCAUCAUGAAGGAGGCUUUUUGUGGAGCGCUAAAGGCAAAUCAUACAAGAAACUGCUUAAAACAGACUUGAAAAUUGACAGUCAUUUCCGGUUGCUUGAUUAUUUUCCACCAGUUCUAUUGGUUUGUACUGUAAGGUCUGUUGCCCUGUUUUUACCCUCUAAAGUGUAAAGUAUUUUAAUAGGAAUUUUAAUUGAAUUAUACUGUAUGACUGUCCUGAAGAAAGUAGAAACUAAUGUGGAAUAGGGCCAGAUAAGAUGUUUUGCAUUGGAAUUUCUUAAAAGUUGACACUGUUUAAGGAAUGUGGAAUUUGUUAGACUGGUUUUCUGUGUUUAAUCUUUUUACAAAAAUAUAACAACGCUGUGCGUGAAA
Messenger RNA from Scleropages formosus (Asian bonytongue), 5721 nucleotides. RefSeq names its product ankyrin repeat and IBR domain-containing protein 1-like. The record is from RefSeq and is a predicted model, not a curated record. The transcript is spliced from 20 exons. Gene Ontology annotation, molecular function: ubiquitin-protein transferase activity; protein binding; zinc ion binding. Lineage: Eukaryota; Metazoa; Chordata; Actinopteri; Osteoglossiformes; Osteoglossidae. Bases 392 to 3526 code for a protein of 1044 amino acids. Gene Ontology annotation, biological process: protein ubiquitination.